Messenger RNA from Aspergillus nomiae NRRL 13137, 1446 nucleotides. Its product is annotated as serine incorporator domain-containing protein. The record is from RefSeq and is a predicted model, not a curated record. The coding region runs from base 1 to 1446 and encodes 481 amino acids. Gene Ontology annotation, cellular component: membrane. The transcript is spliced from 4 exons. NCBI's taxonomy places the organism in Eukaryota, Fungi, Ascomycota, Eurotiomycetes, Eurotiales, Aspergillaceae.
AUGGGUGCUCUACUUUCUCUGCCACUUUUGGCGGUGCCAAGUGCCAGUACCCUCAUAACGCUUGCAACUUCAUGUUGCGGGGCUGCAACUUGCUCGGCAGUAUGUAGUGCGUGCGGAAAGUUUCAGAAUAGUAUGGCUACGAGAAUCGCCUACGCCUUCAUUCUUCUGAUCAAUUCAAUCGUUUCGUGGAUAAUGCUCACACCAUGGGCACUCAAGAAGCUACAACAUCUGACGCUGGACUAUAUGGAAAUCACUUGCGACGGCAAAGAAUGCCAUGGUUGGGUGGCGGUCCACCGUAUUAACUUCGGUCUUGGUCUCUUUCACUUGGUUCUUGCGGUGUUCCUGUUGGGGGUGAGGUCAUCCAAAGAUGGCCGUGCAGUCCUUCAGAAUGGUUUCUGGGGCCCGAAGAUCAUCCUAUGGAUCGCCUUCGUGGUCAUGUCAUUCUUCAUCCCGCAGUCAUUCUUUUUCAUCUAUGGCCGCUACAUCGCCUUUAUCUGCGCUAUGCUCUUCCUGUUACUGGGUCUUAUCCUCCUGGUAGAUUUGGCGCAUUCCUGGGCUGAGAUCUGUUUGCAGAAGAUUGAGGACAGCGACUCUCGAAUUUGGCGCGGGCUGCUCAUUGGCUCAACUAUUGGCAUGUACAUCGCAUCGAUCGUGAUGACAGUCCUGAUGUAUGUUUUCUUCGCCCGCGGUAAUUGCACCAUGAACCAAGCCGCGAUUACGGUUAACCUCGUUGUUUUCUUGAUCAUAUCCUUCGUGUCCAUUCAGCCUAUAGUGCAAGAAUCCAAUCCGCGAGCGGGUCUGGCUCAAGCAGCCAUGGUGACUGUCUAUUGCACGUAUUUGACUAUGUCGGCUGUUUCAAUGGAACCAGAUGACCGCCAGUGCAAUCCUCUAGUGCGCGCUCGCGGGACGAGAACGGCCAGUAUUGUUGUGGGCGCCAUUCUUACGAUGGCUACCAUCGCAUACACGACAACACGUGCAGCCACUCAGGGGCUUGCGUUAGGAUCGAAGGGCGGCCACAACUAUUCGCCGCUGGGGACGGAUGACAACGAACAUGGUCUUGUGACACAACAGCCGACCAGUCGUCGCGAGAUGCGUGCCGAAGCUCUUCGUGCCGCCGUGGCUAGUGGCAGUUUACCCGCCAGUGCGCUCGACGACGACAGCGAUGAUGAAUCUGAUGACUAUAACACCAAAGACGAUGAACGAGGGUCGACGCAGUAUAAUUACUCCUUGUUUCACGUGAUCUUCUUCUUGGCUACGACAUGGGUGGCCACGCUUCUCACCCAGAGCUUGGAAACCGAUGCCGAGAGUACAGAUGACUUUGCUGCCGUGGGGCGGACGUACUGGGCCAGCUGGGUGAAGAUUAUCAGCGCUUGGGUUUGCUAUGCGAUUUACCUGUGGACGCUGAUUGCCCCGGUGGUUAUGCCUGAUCGAUUCGGCGUGUAUUGA